CCACCCGGUCUCUCAGAACCCAUUCAAUUUUCUUGUGUUUUCUUGUGCGGAAAAGAAAAGGAGAAUACUAUUGUAUCUUAAAAAACCCAGAGAAAUCGAAACAAGGAAAACGUCGAGAAAUGGAUCCGAAAAUCACAGAAGUUUCACAAGCAUUCGAAAGAUUUAAAGCGGCGUUUGUGCGGAAUGAUUUUGACAAGUGUAGUGAACUCCUGUCCCAGCUCAAGGUUCUGCUGACAAAAUUUAAGAGUCUACCUCCGUUAUUUGAAGAAACACCAAAUGCAAUCCAUGAAUUGACACUAGCAAGGGACAUAUAUGAGCAUGCAGUUGUUCUAAGUGUGAAAAUUGAGGAUCUGGAUGCUUUCGAGAGGGACUUUUUCCAACUGAAACCUUACUACACAGAUGCAUGUGGCCGUCUUCCACAAUCCCCUCAGGAGUAUCUCAUCUUGGGUCUUAACCUUCUGAGACUCCUUGUGCAGAACAGAAUUGCUGAAUUCCAUACUGAGUUGGAAUUACUUUCUGCCAUCGCUCUGGAAAAUCCUUGCAUCAAGCAUGCUGUUGAGUUGGAACAGUCCUUCAUGGAAGGAGCUUAUAACCGUGUUUUGAGUGCUAGAAAGACGUUACCUCAUGAAACCUAUGAUUAUUUUAUGGAUUUGCUGGCAAAGACUGUCAGGGACGAGAUAGCUGGAUGCAAUGAGAAGGCAUAUGACAGCCUUUCUGUAAAUGAUGCGCAGCAAAUUCUGCUGUUUUCUUCAGAUCAAGAACUAGUUGAAUACAUUAAGGUGGAGCAUCCUGAGUGGGAGAUCAAGAAUGGGUUUGUAUAUUUCAAACAAGCCAGAGAAUCCGAGCCUUGCAAGGAAAUUCCUUCUUUGCAACUCAUCAAUCAAACACUCAGUUAUGCAAGGGAACUGGAGCGCAUUGUGUGAGGAAUGUGGUUUCCAUUUGCUAUGACUUCAGUUUUUCGUGGUUAAUCUGUUGUUUCCGCUUUGGAAUAUUUCUUAAUUAAAGUACAAAAUCCAGAACGAUGAAAUGGUAAAACGUUGUUGGAUUAUUGUUAUUAUUUUUGUAUUUUGUCCAACGGAAUCCAUUUUCCUUAUUUAUUGUUGUAUUCCAAUUGAAGGCAUAUGGACUGAUUUAUGGGCAGCAGAUCAGUCCUCUAUAUUUCUAAUA
Molecule: messenger RNA, 1167 nt
Organism: Olea europaea var. sylvestris
Lineage: Eukaryota; Viridiplantae; Streptophyta; Magnoliopsida; Lamiales; Oleaceae
Product: 26S proteasome non-ATPase regulatory subunit 8 homolog A-like
Exons: 6
Coding region: 120-923 (267 amino acids)
Biological process (GO): proteasome-mediated ubiquitin-dependent protein catabolic process
Cellular component (GO): nucleus; proteasome regulatory particle, lid subcomplex; proteasome regulatory particle
Source: RefSeq, a predicted model, not a curated record